ACUGAACAAAUUCUCGCACUAUGAAUUGAGUGCGUACCUACCAUGGCCUACCGGAUGUUGUAGCAGACAACUCAAGAAAACUCAAGUAACAGAUGUAAAUGUCAAAAACACACACAGAAGACAUACCUAACAGAAAGCAAUGGGAUACGUCAGUGUAGACAUUCAAUCUCCUUUUGUGGUAAUCAUUGAUGUGAAUGCAGUUAAUCAUCAAAAAUGACAUUUCUGGUUCUGCAAGCAUUGUCUACAUGCCACUUUUAUAGCAGAGCAGGUUCUUUAGUGGCACGAUGGGGUCAAAGAAAAAUAUUUGCUUUAAAGCUUCAAGGGCGUGUAAAAACCCCUUUGACCAAUCAUACUUCAUCAUUGUCCAGAUCAAAUCAGAGACUAUUUCAUCACAGAAUAUGUGCAAUAAAACCAAGAAUGAGCUUGCAUACUCCAAGAUCUUUUUUUGUGCUGUUGACCACUGGUGGCAGUGCAUUAUAUUUCAGCCGAAAGUAUGCAUCCAAGUGGAAAUAUAAUGCAUUGUGUGAGGAAAUGAAGAGUGUCAACCAGCCAUUCGAAAGAUCCAAGAAACAACAGUUUGUACUGUGGACAUGUAUAUAUAAUGUAUACUUGGUCAUCAGAAUAAUCAUUCGUGCUUGUAGAUUAUUCUUCACAUUUACACCUUUACUGCUUAUUUAUCCAUUCACAUUGAUAAGCACGAAACUUAAAAGUCUGUGGUGGCAAAUGUUACUUAUAGCUGUUGAGUUUUCUGGACCUGCCUUUGUAAAACUUGGACAAUGGGCCAGUACACGAAGAGAUUUAUUUUCCAAAGAGUUCUGUGAUCGCUUUUCAAAGCUACAUCGCCAUGCCAAAACACAUUCCUGGAAACACACUGCUACUUCCUUGGAAAGAGCAUAUGGACCACAUUGGAGAAAUAUGAUACUCUUUGACAACAAGGCUCAGCCAAUAGGAUCAGGAUGUGUUGCACAGGUAUACAAAGCCUUCAUACGAGGAGACAAACUGCGUGCUCUUGACCUGGAGAAAAUACAAGAAGAUAUUCAUGAACAAGAUGUGGUUGAUGACAUUCUGUCUGAACAAAGGACUUUUGCAGUUGGUGUUGAGAUUGAACAUCUUACUCAAGCCUUUAGGAAACAGAUAAAAAGAAAUGCAUCAGAUGAACAUUCAGAGUUGUACAUAGAACCAGGAGUGUUGGCUGAUGAUUUCAGUGAUGAUUGUCUACUUCCUGUUGCAAUAAAGGUAUUACAUCCUGAUGUACAUGUUGUAUAUGGCCGUGACCUUGCACUGAUGAAGGUCAUGGCAAGCUGCAUGGAGUUUGUGUUUCCUAGUUUGCGCUGGAUCAGCCUGACUGAGUGUGUUGCAGAGUUUGCACAGUCCAUGAAAAAACAGAUGAACAUGCGUCACGAGGCCCGCUGUCUGGACAGACUUGCCCAGGAUUUUCUCCACCAGGAACAUAUCCGUGUCCCCUGUCCUCUCUGGCCCCUGGUCACAAAAAACAUCCUGGUAGAAACAUUUGAGGAAACCAUUGAUCUCAGACUAUCCUCUGUGAGCAGGACACCAAGUGAGCAGGACACCAAGAUAGGAGGACUGAGGAAACGGCUAGCGCAGCUUGGUGUGGAUGCUCUUCUACAGAUGGUGUUCGUUAACAACUUUGUCCAUGGAGACUUACACCCAGGCAAUAUACUGGUGCAGAAUGCUAAAGAUUUCAAACAGCAGGAAGACAAUCAGCUUGUGGUUGUGAACGUGGGUGACACUGUUGUCACGGGACUGGUGCAGACUGAUUGCCCAGUGAAGCUGGUGUUCCUUGACUGUGGGAUCACCACUUCCCUCAGCAAAGACGACAGACUGAAGUUCCGGGAGGUCUUCACAGCAGUCGUGAAAGGGGAGGGAGAGGUGGUUGCUGAUUUGUUCCUCAACAAGACAGCCCAUGUGGAGUGCUCUGACCCAGAGGCCUUCAGACAGGACAUGGCGGCGGUGGUGAUGCAGGCUCGACAGGCGACUCUCUCCUUGUCCCAGAUACAUGUUGCGGAGUUGUUGUCCGAAGUGUUCCGGAUUCUGAGGAUUCAUCGUAUGAAGCUGGAGAGCAACUUUGCCAAUGUGAUUCUUGCGAUAGCCGUGUUGGAGGGACUUGGGAGGUCACUCGAUCCUCACCUGGACAUCCUGGAGAAGGCCAGGCCCAUUCUGAUACACCACUCACUGUUUUGAGAUGUCACACACUGCUUUCAGUGUAAGAGCACCUGGCAUUCCGUGAACUUAGAAGAUGUUUCUGUGUGCCCAGCAUAUCUGAGUCCCUUUGCCCUAACAUUGCUCUUGUUCAGUCUCUUUAUUAUACAAGCUAUUAUCAUAAUAUCAUAAAAUGAUUGGAUUUGAACUGAAUUAAUUUUAAUUUGACAGAAUGAUAUUAUUAUGAUGAUUAUAUAUAUAAUCAUGGCUCUUGGUGAGUGUCACUGUGUGUCUUCUUCUUACAAGCUGACACACCAUAAAAUAGUUGACAUCCUGCUGAAAAGUUUUAAUU
This is a messenger RNA of Haliotis rubra (blacklip abalone), 2512 nucleotides long. RefSeq lists its product as uncharacterized. NCBI's taxonomy places the organism in Eukaryota, Metazoa, Mollusca, Gastropoda, Lepetellida, Haliotidae. The transcript has 13 exons. Gene Ontology annotation, cellular component: mitochondrion. The record is from RefSeq and is a predicted model, not a curated record. Bases 214 to 2202 code for a protein of 662 amino acids.